Messenger RNA from Leguminivora glycinivorella, 497 nucleotides. Its product is annotated as NADH dehydrogenase [ubiquinone] 1 beta subcomplex subunit 11, mitochondrial-like. Lineage: Eukaryota; Metazoa; Arthropoda; Insecta; Lepidoptera; Tortricidae. Bases 38 to 463 code for a protein of 141 amino acids. The record is from RefSeq and is a predicted model, not a curated record. The transcript has a single exon.
AAUAACUGAUUACCAUUCCUAUUGAAAAGCGCGUAAAAUGUAUGCUUUGUCGAAACUACGUCACCCUAUGUUGCAUCGUUUUUGGAAUCGCACAGAAUAUCGUUCAGUAAAAGCCUGCAGGCCUCGCGAGCCUCCAUGCCCGCCGCCGCCUGCGCCGAAGCAAAUCACUCAGAACUGGGUAAGCUACGGGUUCGACUACGAGAACUGCCACGACGAUUACAACUACCAUCACGCGUCCUUCUUCUUCACUGUGACCUUGUGUAUCAUCUUUGGCGGUUUUGCCUGGGUGUACGCUCCGGACGUGUGUCUGAGAGACUGGGCGCAGAGAGAAGCGUUUCUUGAGCUCCGUCGGCGGGAGGCAGGCGGUAUGCCCGCUAUAGACCCUAACUAUGUCCCCGCGAGUAAAGUGAAGAUUCCUAGUCAGCAGGACAUAUGUGACUGGGAUAUUGAUAUCGUAAUAUAAUGCUUUAUUGAUAUUCAUUACAAAGAACUUUAGG